This is a messenger RNA of Echinops telfairi (small Madagascar hedgehog), 1402 nucleotides long. It is a transcript of the gene NIM1K, whose product is annotated as NIM1 serine/threonine protein kinase. Gene Ontology annotation, cellular component: cytoplasm. Lineage: Eukaryota; Metazoa; Chordata; Mammalia; Afrosoricida; Tenrecidae. Bases 1 to 1329 code for a protein of 442 amino acids. The transcript has 3 exons. The record is from RefSeq and is a predicted model, not a curated record. Gene Ontology annotation, biological process: intracellular signal transduction; microtubule cytoskeleton organization; protein phosphorylation. Gene Ontology annotation, molecular function: protein serine/threonine kinase activity; tau-protein kinase activity; ATP binding.
AUGACGGCGGUGUGCGCGCACGGAGGCAGCCUGCGGAGCCCGCACUGCGCCCGCGGAGGGCGGCGGCACAGCGUGGACAGUGGCCGUGCGGCCGCGGGCACCAAGGACGAGGAGGAGGACGAGGAGGGGGAGGAAGGGCGGCGCCACCGGCUGACGCCCUUCGAGAAGCUGACCCAGGACAUGUCCCAAGAUGAGAAGGUGGUCAGAGAGAUCACCCUGGGAAAACGGAUCGGCUUCUACCGAAUCAGAGGGGAAAUCGGAAGUGGAAACUUCUCCCAAGUCAAGCUCGGGAUUCACUCCCUAACCAAAGAAAAGGUGGCCAUUAAGAUCCUGGACAAGACCAAGUUAGACCAGAAAACCCAAAGGCUACUAUCCCGAGAAAUCUCCAGCAUGGAAAAACUGCACCAUCCCAACAUCAUCCGCCUUUACGAAGUCGUGGAGACCUUCUCUAAGCUCCACUUGGUGAUGGAGUAUGCGGGGGGUGGGGAGCUCUUUGGGAAAAUUAGCACUGAAGGGAAGCUCUCAGAGCCAGAAAGCAAGCACAUCUUCUCCCAGAUUGUAUCGGCAGUGAAGCACAUGCACGAAAACCAAAUUAUUCACCGAGAUCUAAAGGCAGAAAACGUAUUCUAUACCAGCAACGCGUGUGUGAAAGUGGGCGAUUUUGGAUUCAGCACGGUCAGCAAGAAAGGGGAGAUGCUGAACACUUUCUGUGGGUCCCCUCCCUACGCUGCGCCGGAGCUUUUCCGCGAUGAGCACUACGUGGGCGUCUACGUGGACAUCUGGGCCUUGGGCGUGCUGCUGUACUUUAUGGUGACUGGCACCAUGCCGUUCCGGGCGGAGACCGUGACCAAACUGAAGAAGAGCAUCCUGGAGGGCACCUAUAGCGUGCCUCCGCACGUGUCGGCGCCCUGCCACCGGCUCAUCCGAGGGGUCCUGCAGCCCAUUCCCACGGAGAGAUACGGGAUCGACUGCAUCAUGAGCCACGAGUGGAUGCACGGGGUGCUGUAUCCCAUCCCUUUAGAACCCUUCCAGCUGGAUCCGAAACAUUUGUCCGGAGCCAGCGUCCUCAAAGAAGAAGAAAACGAGGUCAAAAGCACUUUAGAGCACCUGGGGAUUACUGAAGAGCAAAUCCGAAAUAACGGAGGGAGGGACGCUCGCAGCGCCAUCACAGGGGUCUACCGAAUCGUUUUACAUCGAGUCCAAAGAAGAAAGGCCCUGGAAGGCGUCCCAGUCUUGAUAUUGCCAGACCCGAAAGGAAGGGACCUCAAGAAGGGGUUCCGGGUCUACCGAGGGAUUAGGCACACGUCCAAAUUCUGUUCAAUUUUAUAAAUUGCAUUAGACGCUUGGUAAUGAACCAAGAUCAUUGUGACUGCUUUUCAAUUUUUUCACAGACAACUUGAUU